Aspergillus sclerotioniger CBS 115572 is the source of this 622-nucleotide messenger RNA. RefSeq lists its product as uncharacterized. Lineage: Eukaryota; Fungi; Ascomycota; Eurotiomycetes; Eurotiales; Aspergillaceae. The transcript has a single exon. The record is from RefSeq and is a predicted model, not a curated record. The coding region runs from base 209 to 520 and encodes 103 amino acids.
CAUGUCGAUUCGGAUUUGGCAGCAUGGAUUGCUCCUGUGGGCCGACACGGAGUUUGAUUGAUCAUUAUCCGAUUAGUGGUUGUCCUCCGCGUCUGAAAGUCGGUGACUGUGAUAUAUAGUGCGAAACACUCACCGACCAGACGACCUGCAUAAAUGGAAAUUUUGCUGGGGUUUGCUUUGUCGGGGCACCCUACGCCUUACAACUUAUAUGGAGAAAACCGUUGAAAAUUACAAGAUACCUCGACUUCUCCCGAUGAUGCGGUACGUUCUCCGAUUAGCUUGUGCUUGGACGGGCAUCGUUCUGUGGAAUGCAGUCCCUGUUGCAGGUGUAGGUUGUAGUGUUAUUAGUAAGUAUUCAUUUCGUAAACUCUUGAGUAUUAGAGGGUUCUUUACGCUUGCCAAAGCAGUAUUCUACCCAAAAUUUGCAACGACAAUGCCCGGCUUCACUGCCUAUGGCUCUAUGUGUUGGCUUAUAUACCGGUUGUCAUACGCCAGGGCUCACACUGGCUCGAAUGGAUGAUCUGUUGUCAGUCUUCAGAGCUUACUACCCCCAUCUGAUGUCAUAGUUGAAUUCGAACUGUCACAGGCCGAUGGCCUGGCCUCGACUGUAUAUAGGCAUGAC